AAAUCCUAAGUUUACAAAACUUCCGCUUCCGGAUGGGGGCAGAUACCGAAAUUUAUGAAAUCAGAUGAAUUUUACUGAUAUAUUUUUCUUUAUGUUCAUGUCAUGUCUUGACAAAAGUGUUAUUUAAAUAUCACACAUUUCCCCAUUACGUAUUGAAGUCAUCUCGAAUCUUCUUUUGGAAAAAAUGUCGAUAAUCCAAGUAACCGGCAGCAGUGGUAGGAUAGCAGUUGAUCGCACACCAUUCUACGGAACAAGAGUACCACCAGAGAUAAAGAAAAUAUCAAAACCACUGGCUAAACUCGACAAACAGACUUUCAGAAAAAUGCUCCAGUUGAUAGUAAAUUCAUUGGAAGGGAAGGAUGUAGAAUUUUCUCAACUUAAAGAGUUGGAGACAUCUGACUUCAAUGAAGAAUUACUGAGUAUCAUAUACACAGGGAUGAUCCAGUUGUUAAAACUAGCAAUGAGAUUACCACUUGUAUCUCUUAAACCAGAGAUGUUUAAAGAUGAUUUAGUUGAACUACAAAUACCAGAAACAUACCAUGAAGACUUAUCCAGUGUUAUUUUUGGAUCAAGACGACCACACAUAGAUACCUAUGCCUUGGAGAGCAGACCAAGAUUGCCCAGACUUGAUUCAUUGAAGUGGAGAGCAGAUGUUGCAAUAUCUACAAGUGUAUUAAACAGAGCAUUAGAACCAACAGUACUCAUGGAAAUGACUUUAAGUAAUGGCAACAUUCAUAAAUUUGAGGUACCAACAUCAAAGUUUCAUGAACUUAGAUACAAUGUGGCAUUUGUUCUGAAAGAAAUGGAGGACAUUGAACAAAGAAAUAUUUUAAAAAUUCAAGAUUAACAAACCAGUGUAUGCCAUGAUAUACUGUUGUGUAAUACUCAGGAUCAAGAAUGUCUAUUGCAAUUAACUGGAAACAUUCAUGUUUUUAAUAUUUUAUAGAUUUUAACCCUGUCAAACUGUUUUUUGACAGGUAAAGAUGUCUAUUUUAAUGUGACCAAAUUGACAAAAGCUUAAAGUGCACUAAAAUUGAAAAUAUUUAAUGAUUACCCUAUAUAUUGCUGAAUGAUCUUUAAAAAGUUUUGAAAUUUGAAAUUAUUUUUAAUCAUUUAAAAGCAGAAUUGAGACUUGGGAACAUUCUAGUGAGAGUGUCAGAGGUUUCCACAGUUGUGAUAUGGUUAGGUUAAGAAGAACCGCUAAUGGUAAGACGAGGGACUUCUGACAUGUACACUUUUAAUUACGUGUUAAAACAUACGAUUAGGUUAGUUUAAGGGGAACCACUAAUGGUAAAUCUAUGAUAUUUGUAAUGCAGUUAUAUUAGCAUUGGCACAUCUCAGUUCAAUAGAGAUUACUUAUUCUUACUUCUCCAAAGAUGGUUCAACUACUUUGAAAAUUCUGCAUUGCAAUUAUAUCUGAUUUGGUCAGUUUAAGCGGAACCACCUAUGGUUUGUAAAUGAUAUUUUGUAUGCAGCUGCACAUCGAAUUUCUUUGCAGAUUAGGUUGCCCUGCCACCUAAAUUACAUGUACUGUAUUUUAGAUGUUCGUCCUUCAUUUUGACGAUUGAAGAGAUUGCCAUACAGCGUUUCCAUUUAAAUUUCAACGUUUGCAUUAUACAUUCGUAGAAUCAAAAUUACACAUGGGUGAGACAUAUAUAUCUUUUGCAAUAUUGUAAUAAUCUUUAUUCUUUCUUUUUUUGAUCAUGCUGUCAUUAUUUGAACCUUUAUUGUAUAAAUGAUUUUAUUAUUUGAACCUUCAUCAUGUAUACAUGAUUUUGUGCACUAAUAUUCAUAGAAACACUUCAGUGUAGACAAUACUUAAGCAAUAAAUAAUGAAAUAAU
This is a messenger RNA of Mytilus californianus (California mussel), 1842 nucleotides long. Its product is annotated as COMM domain-containing protein 5-like. NCBI's taxonomy places the organism in Eukaryota, Metazoa, Mollusca, Bivalvia, Mytilida, Mytilidae. The record is from RefSeq and is a predicted model, not a curated record. The coding region runs from base 185 to 847 and encodes 220 amino acids. Gene Ontology annotation, cellular component: nucleus. The transcript is spliced from 7 exons.